AUGCGCGGAAAGGUCAUACUGGAGGAAGCAUUUGCCUUGCCUCGGCUGGAGGAAAAGACUAAGUGGUGGGCAGGCUUGUUCAGCACAGAUGUUGAAAAACAUACUCGUGAAAUACAGGACUUGACAGACAUUCGACUCAAAUAUGCAGAUCAGCACGGAGUCGGAUAUACAAUACUUUCGUAUACUGCGCCCGGUGUUCAAGACAUUUUCGAACCCCAAGAAGCACAGGCUCUUGCCAUGGAAAUUAACGAUUAUGUCGCAGAAGAGAUAAAGCCUUUUCCUGAUCGUCUUGGUGCUUUCGCGACCCUUUCCAUGCAUAAUCCCAAGGAGGCGGCGGAUGAAUUACGACGGACGGUGACCAAGUAUGGAUUCAAGGGUGCACUCGUCAAUGAUACCCAAAGAGCAGGAGCGGAUGGGGAGGAUUAUGUUUUCUACGAUCAACCCGAAUGGGAUGUCUUCUGGGAAACACUUGUCGAAUUGGAUGUACCGCUCUACUUGCACCCAAGAAAUCCAACUGGAGUAGUCUUCGAGAAACUUUGGAAGGAUCGCCAGUGGCUCAUCGGCCCACCUUUAUCUUUUGCUGUCGGCGUCAGCCUUCAUGCUCUUGGUCUCGUAACCAACGGAGUCUUCGAUCGUCACCCUAAAGCUCAGGUAAUUCUCGGACAUCUCGGCGAGCAUAUUCCAUUCGAUAUGUGGCGCAUCAACCACUGGUUCGAGGACCGCAAGAAGAAGCUUUCACCUGGGCUGGACUGUAAGAAGACAAUUCGCGAAUACUUCAACGAGAACUUCUGGGUGACGACAUCCGGGCACUUCUCGACUACAACUCUGAACUUUGUGAAGGAUGAAGUUAGCUCCGAUCGCAUUCUGUUCUCAGUGGACUAUCCAUUCGAGACGUUCGAGGAUGGAUGCAACUGGUUUGAUAAUGCCGAAAUGAACACAGGCGACCGGUUGAAGAUUGGUAGGGAGAACGCAAAGGGCUUGUUUAAGCUUGACAACUAUAGGGACUCCAGUGCAAAAGUAGUCUAG
Messenger RNA from Aaosphaeria arxii CBS 175.79, 1026 nucleotides. Its product is annotated as 2,3-dihydroxybenzoic acid decarboxylase. Gene Ontology annotation, cellular component: cytoplasm; cytosol. The transcript has 2 exons. Gene Ontology annotation, molecular function: carboxy-lyase activity; hydrolase activity. Bases 1 to 1026 code for a protein of 341 amino acids. The record is from RefSeq and is a predicted model, not a curated record. Lineage: Eukaryota; Fungi; Ascomycota; Dothideomycetes; Pleosporales. Gene Ontology annotation, biological process: secondary metabolic process.